AUGAAUGAGAUUCAACGAACCCGAAGCGAAUUGCUGCGAGAGCUACAAAAGGUUCAUGCCAUGUUGAAGCGACUGGUCAUGCAGCCAACCACUCGCCUAAUUCUGCCUUCCAGUGGAGUGCUGCGGCCAGCCACAGAUCCUGCGAGCUCUCAAUCUCGCGCGCGACCUGCCGUUGCUCGUUUCUCCAAGAGGCCUAAGGACCUGUACGAACUGUGGCACGAGUAUCAGUUCGGUAUCAGCGGAUUGAAAGCGGCUAAGGAAUUCACGCCUGCUGAACGAGGCGCAAACAAAUUUGCAUAUUCCAGAAGAAAACCUAUUUGGGAUGUAAUUACUUAA
Phytophthora nicotianae INRA-310 is the source of this 336-nucleotide messenger RNA. RefSeq lists its product as hypothetical. The transcript has a single exon. The record is from RefSeq and is a predicted model, not a curated record. The coding region runs from base 1 to 336 and encodes 111 amino acids. Lineage: Eukaryota; Oomycota; Peronosporomycetes; Peronosporales; Peronosporaceae.